UUGUUACUAGGCAACCCGCAUAGCAACAGUCCUCUGUUUGGGAUGUAGCUUCGCUGCUGGACAAACUGUUAACCUGGAGCCGUUUAACGUUAGAUGUACAGAUUAUUAAGCCGUGUAUUUAAAACUGUGCGAUUAAUAUUCUCUAAUGAAGCGGAUUAUGGCGUCUCCUGCGUGUUGAUGUGCGUGUGGUAACCUAGCAAAAAAGUCCUGUUCAGCGUGUAAGUUAGCUUAGCUGUUAGCCCGUGGCUGCUGAAACUGCUGCUUGAUAAAUGUGCAGAGGUGAAUGAACUAUGGAAGAGGACCAGCUGAAGCACCAGUUUCCCCCAUCGUGCCUCUUCUUGGAAAGAACUUUGGCUCUCAUCAAGCCAGACGCUGUCGAUAAGGCAGAGGAAAUUGAGGACAUCGUUCUACAGUCUGGCUUUACCAUUUUGCAGAAACAGAAGGUUCAGCUAAGUCCAGAGCAGUGCAGUGACUUCUAUGCUGAGCAGUAUGGAAAACUGUUUUUUCCGAGUCUGACAGCCUUCAUGAGUUCUGGUCCAGUCGUCGCCCUUGCUUUGGCCAGGCAUCAGGCCAUAUCUACCUGGAAAGCCUUAAUGGGACCAGCUAACAGUACCAAGGCCAAAGAGACGCAUCCUGACAGUUUAAGAGCAAAAUAUGGGACGUCUGAAUUGAGGAACGCAGUGCAUGGCAGUGAAACAUUCUCAGCAGCUGAAAGAGAGCUCAAAUUCAUGUUUCCCAACUCUGUGAUUGAACCUAUUCCAAUGGGUGAGGCUGCGAAAGAUUACCUGAGCAGGUUUAUUACCCCAACACUACUCCUCGGCCUUACUGAGCUGUGCAGGACAAAACCAGCUGACCCCUUGAUAUGGCUGGCUGACUGGCUGAUGACAAAUAACCCAAACAAACCCAAAGUAAAUGUUCAGGAUGCACCAUGAUCCAGAGAUAAACUUGCAUUACAUUGGGAAAACUGACCUUAUGAGUUUUCCAAGAGCAAUCCAACCAUUUUUGCAUUGAACGCUGACAAAAUAGCUUGAAGUAAAAAAAUAAAAUAAAAAUAAAGUGUUUUUUUGAGAAA
Messenger RNA from Pygocentrus nattereri (red-bellied piranha), 1072 nucleotides. RefSeq names its product NME/NM23 family member 5 (gene nme5). Gene Ontology annotation, molecular function: nucleoside diphosphate kinase activity. The coding region runs from base 291 to 932 and encodes 213 amino acids. Lineage: Eukaryota; Metazoa; Chordata; Actinopteri; Characiformes; Serrasalmidae. The record is from RefSeq and is a predicted model, not a curated record. The transcript is spliced from 6 exons. Gene Ontology annotation, biological process: spermatid differentiation; GTP biosynthetic process; UTP biosynthetic process.